AUGAAAAAAAAAAAAAGGAGCGGGAAAAAAAGAAAGAAAGAUGUUUUUGCCUUUUAUUUUUAUUUUUAUUUUAUUUUUUUACGCUUCUCUCUCUUUUUCUCUUCUUUCAGGAAAAACAAAAAGGAGAAGUUUACUGGACGGUCGCCGGCAAUAUUAGGAGGAGGCCCAAUGCGUCGGUUGUUUCGUGUGGUGGGCACCAGGUGCGACAUGCGGUGUGCGUUCAGCUUCCUCUCACUUAUAAACACCCAGACGGCGCUGCAGAACGCGGCACCACUCACCGAUGACGCUGAGGGUUUCACUGAGUUUUUUCGUCUGCCCGUCUCGUUGGACGCCGGUGUGGCGGAAAGUGUGCGGCAACACUACAAGCGGGUCGUGAAGGGCAUGGAGACCCAGCAAGAUAGCCACGCCGUGCGGGUUCAAGAGGAGGAGCAGCGUCGUUGCGAGGACCUUCCGGUGUUUCUGGUGUCGUACGACCUGCGGUCUCGAUGCUUUCACUUUUUUUCCAUUGAACGGGACCGUGUAGUUGUUGUGGGCUCGCCGCUUCCCGACAGCGCGGAGACGAGUCACAACGGUGGUGGGGAUAAUCAUGGUGAUGGCGGGGGCAUCGACCUGUCCACGGUGGCGGAUGAGCUCAUGCAGCACACUCAUGGUUUGACGCAGGUGAUUCUUCUCCCGCUCGUGGAGCACAAAAAGGAGCGAGACGUACUUGCGCCCUAUUUCAAGAGACUUCUCGUGACACUGCGGCAAAGUGGCAUCAUUCCUGUUCUGCAUGUGGACAACCUGGAGAUGGCGGAGGCGUUGGACCCGAAUCCACCGCCCUUGCGUGAGUUGGUGACGAAUUAUGCCGUGAUCACCCCAAAGCCACUCAGUGAACCAUGGUUUCGUGCCCACUGGGUGUACCUGCGCACGUUGGCGUGCCGUAUGAAUGAAGAGGACCCAAUCCGCACAAUUAAUUUUCUUAUCGUGCCUCGCUUUGACGUUUUUGUUAUUCACUUGGUGCGGUCUGGUUCACGUGGCCUUAACGUCGUGCUGUGGGAUCCACUACACAGGAGACGGUAUGCGGCCAGGGGCAUGCUUUCCGAUAUUCUGGCAUGUAUGCUGGAGCGGCACCAAAAGCGUAUCAUUCUUCUUCCAACAAAUCGAACCGAUCGUCCAACACUGCUUCGAUGUCGUGUUGCCAUGACAAAGGCCGGCCGUCAGUGCCAUUUGGUGUUCGCCUCCGAGCUCGGUGAGAAGUACCGCGGUGUUUACCAGUCAGAGCCGUCCCGUUUCUGGACUUUACUCCGUGAAGUGUCGGGGGGUCUCGAUAUGGACCUCCUCUUUGAGAUUUACAUCACAGCCGGGAACAAUUUCCGCAGAUACCACAGCAAACGACUGCGAGAGGGCGGUGUAGAAGCAAGGAUACCGCACCGUACCGCGGAGGCAGCGGUCUCUUUGACGAACGCGGAGGUGGAAAAGUGGCUGGGCGUCUUAUCUUUGAGUCGUCGUGUAGCGAGGGAGAAGGCGGAGAUGCGGAAGUACAAGAAACAUCUUUUUAUCGCAUACGUGACGACAGAAUUUGCCGCAUACACGCGUCCGGCGAAUCCGCAUGCCUCAGUGAACUUUGUGGUGGCCGCAUCCCUGAUGGACGCACAGCACCGCGUGGUGGAGCCAUGGACGAAGUAUGCGGCCCGGGGGGACUUUAAACUUCCCUCUUUAAACGAGUUUGACGUAAUUGUGUGUCAUGAUGCCAAGCAACUACUUUUGUUUCUGUGGGAUGACCCGGAAUUGCAUCGAUUUUUUAAGCGUGGAGGGAGGGUGUGGUGCACAAUGCUGGCGGAGUACAUUUUGGAGGCCCAGCGAUGCCAGACGGGAAGCAAUAACUUUCGUGAUGUUGCAUUGAAGUACGGCGUCAUGACACCGCCCUCUUCUGUUCUUGGGGUCGCCACGGUGGAUCUGCCACUUACGUUUCUUCGCCAUUACCUGAUCGCUGCUGUGGAUGCACUUUCCACCGUGUUCCGGGAGCAGCUUUUAAAGUCGUGCGAACGGAGCCAAGUUAUAUGCAUCGCCCAUCGCAUGGACUCUCUUCUCUCCAUGGCGGCCAUUGAGAAUGCGGGUAUUCAAAUUGACGUGGAGGAGGCCGCUCGUCAAGCGCAGGCAGUUCGAAAUCGGCUUUUGGCCACUGACAAGGCUCUUAGUUUGUACGUCCCCAAUGAAGUGCCUGUCGAUUUACAGAAACUUUUUGAUUGGAAUUCCCUGCAGCAUUUGGGUGCGCUUUUUUUUGGCGGAAGUAUCACACUGGGGUACACGGAUUCUUCGCUGGAAUCCUCCACGUGGACGUCGCACCUCAUUCACUUCUGCCACCGGUAUGGCAACCUCUCUUUGCUGUCAGCGGAUGUUCACCUGCAGCGGUUUGCAAGUGAGAAGGGACUGCGAACGGCAGGACGUCUUUCACAGCGCGUAAGCCAAUAUCUGUCGAAGGAUGAGAGCGCUGGGAUGCGGACGUAUAGACUUGUUGUGUUUGACAUUGAGUCCACUGGCUUAAACACCGCGACGGAUGCCAUCAUUGAAAUUGCCGCGUGGGAUCCCGUUGAGGCAACGUCCUUCAGUUCGCUCGUAGAUCCGGAGCGAGCCAUACCGCAGGAGACGAUGGCGAUUCACCACAUCACAGACGGCAUGGUGCGUGGGGCGCCGCGACUACCAGAGGUGACACGAGCCUUGGCGCGGUAUUUACGCCUUGAUGAGGCUCAAAUAGAUCCCAACGAGGUCGUUGUUCUCAUUGGACACAACGUGUUUGCACUAGACGAACCGCUGCUUCGCCGCGCGUUUGAGCGUGAAGGUGUGUGCAUGGACAACAUUCUUUUCUGUGAUUCACUUGUCCUGCUAAAGGCUCUUAAGCGUGAGCUGCAGGGCUCCACGGAGAACCCCCGGGUUGACCGAGGUGUUCUUGAGACGUUGACAACUUCCCUUCGAUUAUCCUCCUUGGUGGAGGGACUUCAUGUAGAGGCGGAUGGCCUUCUCCAUCGUGCGGACACGGAUGCAAAGACACUGUGGUUUGUUCUUGUAAAUGCGUUGGGUCUGGCGGGGCGAGAUUCUGUGAAGCAACGGGAUGCCGUUUUCAGCCAUGCCGCACGCACGUUGGUUGUUUACCCCGGCGUCGGCUGUUUUCUCCCGCCGGAGCGUCGACGGGACCGAGUCGUGGUGCGCCUGCCCGGUGUGGCGUCUCAGUUCAUCGAUAACCCGCGGCUCUUGGCGUCCCUGCGGAGCAAGCCCAUAAACGAGAACACUUUACAGGUGCUGCACCGAAAUCAGGUGACUGUGGCGGGACUGCUGCUUCAGAAGCAACAGUUGGAACGGAAUGCGGCGCGGUUUCUUCACUCCGACCCCAGUGGGCGAUUGUCUGUUCUGCACAGUGACGGCAAGGUGAGGCAGCUUAUUGACCUCACGGCAACAUCAACCUCUCGCACGACAAGCUCAUACCCAAGCUGUCAGAACAUACCGAAGGACGACAAGUCGCCUAUACGGCGUCUUUUCGUAUCCCGUUUUGGUGAGAAAGGGCGCUGCGUAGAGCUGGACUACUCGCAGCUGGAGAUUGUUGUGUUGGCCCUCCUAUGCGGUGAUCCUCGGCUUGUGUCCGAUCUGAAUCGCGGCGUUGACUUCCACAUCAAGCGGGCAUCCUUUUUCAGCGGGCUCCCAUAUGAUGAGAUUUACAAAGGUUACAAGCGUGGCAUCCCGGAGUACGUUCAGCUGCGCCGGACAGCCAAGACUUUUUCGUUUCAGCGUCUCUACGGGGCGGGGGUUCCGCUGCUGCAUAAGACGACCGGUAUUCCCGUGGAGGACCUUGAAGCCUCCAUCCGCAAGGAGGAGGAGGAGUACCCUGGCAUCAUGCAGUUCCACCGACUUGUCCGCACGGUUGCCUUACGGGCAGAGAAUCCCGGCUUGCCAACGCAUUUUGUUGUGGAACUCCCGACUGGGAUUCGCAUGAGUUUUAAGACACGAGAUGUGGUGCUGAACCUGCCGCCGGUGAAGAAUUACCCCAUUCAGGGCUUUGGUGCGGAACUGGCCCAGAUGAUGGUGGGGCGUGUGUUCCGUCAUUUUGUGCGGAGGGACUUUUACGGGCAGAAGGCGUUUAUGGUAAAUUUUGUGCACGACUCGCUGUGGCUGGACUGCCACCUCGACGUACUGGAGGAGUGCAUCCGCGAGACGCGGGAUAUACUCACGGAGGUACACACGUACGUUGCCAAGGCAUUCCCAGGUGUGGAGCUGAAGGUUCCCCUGAAUAUCACAACGCAGUGUGGCGUGGACAUGUGCUCCAUGGAGACCAUCACGGAUGAUUUUAGCUGUGUCGCGUUGCAGGGGAGGAGUGCAGUAGGGGCAGAGGCGGAGGAGCCCCUCCCGAGCCUCGAGGCGGACGCAGCGGACAUCAUAGAGAGCGACAUGUAG
Trypanosoma cruzi is the source of this 4422-nucleotide messenger RNA. RefSeq names its product mitochondrial DNA polymerase I protein B, putative. The record is from RefSeq and is a predicted model, not a curated record. Gene Ontology annotation, biological process: double-strand break repair; DNA-templated DNA replication. Gene Ontology annotation, molecular function: DNA-directed DNA polymerase activity; DNA binding. Lineage: Eukaryota; Euglenozoa; Kinetoplastea; Trypanosomatida; Trypanosomatidae. The transcript has a single exon. The coding region runs from base 1 to 4422 and encodes 1473 amino acids.